Molecule: messenger RNA, 1474 nt
Organism: Monodelphis domestica (gray short-tailed opossum)
Lineage: Eukaryota; Metazoa; Chordata; Mammalia; Didelphimorphia; Didelphidae
Gene: CYC1
Product: cytochrome c1
Biological process (GO): mitochondrial electron transport, ubiquinol to cytochrome c
Cellular component (GO): respiratory chain complex III
Molecular function (GO): heme binding; electron transfer activity
Source: RefSeq, a predicted model, not a curated record
AGCUCUCGGUUUUAUUCACCUGGUACAACCCUUGAAGGCUUAUUCCUUGCGCAGGCGCACUUUUUCAGUACCCUGACAUUCCGCCCCCACUUGCUUUCAUCCUGGCUAUGCGGCACUGAGGUUGGACAGUCUGGUCCCCGACCUCCUUGUUGAGGCUCCUCCUCGUUGCGGCGGCCUUGCCCAGCGACGCGGCUCUCGCGAGGCUUUCGGUCCUUGCUGCCGGGGCCGCACGGGCUCACGGGACGGCGGUGGCGGCGGCGUUGAGGAGGCCCGAGAUGGCGGCGGCCGGGGCAGUGGGGCGCUUGUCUGUGCUGGGGCUUCCGCGCGCUCAUGGCCGGGUUCUGCUAGGCGGAGCGAGGCCCGGGCCUCUCGUGCUGCGGCUGCCUCAGGCUGCCACAAUGUCAUCAUUCUCAAGUCUCUCGAGGGGCCGGAAGGUGGUACUAUCAGCCCUGGGCAUGCUGGCAGCAGGAGGUGCAGGGCUUGCUGUGGCCCUGCAUACUGCUGUAGGUGCCAGUGACCUAGAGUUGCACCCACCAAACUACCCCUGGUCUCACCGAGGCUACCUCUCCUCCUUGGACCAUAGCAGCAUUCGCCGGGGCUUCCAGGUAUAUAAGCAGGUGUGUUCUUCCUGCCACAGCAUGGACUACCUGGCUUAUCGCCAUUUAGUGGGUGUGUGCUACACUGAAUCAGAAGCCAAAGCCCUGGCAGAGGAGAUAGAGGUUCAGGAUGGCCCUAAUGAAGAUGGAGAAAUGUUCAUGAGGCCAGGGAAGCUUUCUGACUAUUUCCCCAAGCCCUAUGCCAACGCUGAGGCUGCUCGAGCUGCCAACAAUGGGGCAUUACCACCCGACCUUAGCUACAUCAUCCGAGCCAGGCAUGGCGGUGAGGAUUAUGUCUUUUCUCUGCUCACGGGAUACUGUGACCCACCUGCUGGAGUCUCCCUUCGAGAAGGCCUUUACUUCAAUGCCUACUUCCCUGGCCAGGCCAUUGCCAUGGCACCCCCUAUCUACAAUGAGAUCCUUGAAUAUGAUGAUGGCACACCAGCCACUCUGUCACAGUUAGCAAAGGACGUGUGUACCUUCUUGCGUUGGGCAUCUGAACCAGAGCAUGAUCAUCGCAAACUAAUGGGGCUCAAGAUGCUGCUAAUGUUUAGCUUGCUGAUCCCCCUCACCUACGCCAUGAAAAGGCACAAGUGGUCAGUGCUGAAGAGCCGAAAGCUGGCAUACCGGCCCCCCAAGUGAUCAUACCUUCAUGUGGACAUCUUCCCAUACCAUUGGGCUUAGUUCACCUUGGCCCUGCCUGGCACAUUUCGUCUAUCCUACAGGCAUGGUCAGCCUGGCCAUCAGGUGCAGCCUGGUCUGAUCAGUUCUCUUGGAUGGGCAAGAGUGGGGGUGGGGCAGAAGAACUGGCUUUGCCCCACCAGCACUGCCAGCCUCUCCUCUCUUCCACCAGAAAUAAAUUAAGUUUCUCAAUGUGA